This is a messenger RNA of Lolium rigidum, 1056 nucleotides long. RefSeq lists its product as uncharacterized. The record is from RefSeq and is a predicted model, not a curated record. The transcript has a single exon. NCBI's taxonomy places the organism in Eukaryota, Viridiplantae, Streptophyta, Magnoliopsida, Poales, Poaceae. Bases 1 to 1056 code for a protein of 351 amino acids.
AUGAAGAAGGUUAAGGUGGCGGGCGGUGGCAAGGGUGGAGCGCCGACGGCGCCGACCGACCUGCUCGUCUGCUUCCCUGCGCGGCAGCACCUGGCGCUGAUGCCCAAAUCAAUCUGCAGCCCGUCCCGGGCCACGCUGGACAGGGCGGUGGCCGCUCGCCGGAGGCAGCUCCAGCUCCCGGCCGCGCGUUCUGGACCUUCUGGCGCCGGCGGCGGUGUGGCCGGAGGGCGUGGCCGUGGUAGCAGCCCGAUGUUCCAUGGUUCCAAGGCGAAGCAUACAGCGGAGGGCGACAACGAGCCGCAGUCGCCCAAGGUGACGUGCGCAGGGCAGAUCAAGGUCGUCCGGCCGAGGAAGCCGAGGCCGGUGGUGGCGGAGAAGAACGGUAGGUGCGGCGGAGGCGGCAGCGGGGGGAGGUGGAUCACCGUGGCGGAGGAGAUCGAGCGGCUGCAGGAGCAGAGGAAGAAGGCGAGCUGGCUCGACGCCUUCGGGAUCAGGCGGGACGCGCUGCCCUUCCUCGGCGGCGCGCUCCGGAGCCUCCGGCACAAGGUGCGCUGCUUCGGCCCGUCGCUCCACGCAGCGGUGGACUCCUCGACGGACGACGACGACGACGAGGGCGGCGAUGCGGGAGGGCAUGUACGCGAAUCGGCCACGGCCGCGAGCGUCUUCUCCAAGUGGCUCAUGGUGCUGGAAGGGAGCCAAGAACCCCAACCGCACGACAACGACGAGCUACACCAAGAAGACGCGCGACCGAACACGAACCGAGAGACGAACGACGACGACUGUUCCAAAGCGUCGUCAGUGCCGCCGCCGAACGCGCUGCUCCUCAUGCGGUGCCGGUCGGCGCCGGCGAAGGGCCUGGCGAGGAAAGGGGCAGAGGAGCCACCGGCCGGCGAGGAGACAGCGCCGGAGAAGGGAGGCCCGGAGGAUGGCAUGGACGAGCUGGUGUUCAUGAGAACGGCGCCAGAUUUCCUGAAGCUGUCCAUCGACAUUGCCAAGGAGACGUGGGUCGUCGGCGGCGUGGACCCCCUCGCGCGAAGCCGGAGCUGGAAGAGGUGA